Messenger RNA from Lolium rigidum, 2175 nucleotides. Its product is annotated as rop guanine nucleotide exchange factor 1-like. The record is from RefSeq and is a predicted model, not a curated record. NCBI's taxonomy places the organism in Eukaryota, Viridiplantae, Streptophyta, Magnoliopsida, Poales, Poaceae. Gene Ontology annotation, molecular function: guanyl-nucleotide exchange factor activity. Bases 1 to 1686 code for a protein of 561 amino acids. The transcript has 5 exons.
AUGGCGAGCGUGUCGGAGGACGAGGCCGGCUCGGAGCGGUGCUGCGGCAGCUACAGCCCCAGCGCCGACGUCAGCGGCUCCGAGACCUCCAGCGACUGCUCCGCCGCCAACGCCCGCCGCUUCCCCUUCUCCUCCUCCUCCGCCUCCGCCUCCCGCGGCCUCGCCUCCUCCUCCUCCUCCCAGCUCCCCACCCCCUCCUCCGCCGCCGCCUUCUUCCUCUCCAAGCCCGCCGCCGACCUCUCCGAGAUCGACAUGAUGAAGGAGCGCUUCGCCAAGCUGCUCCUCGGCGAGGACAUGUCCGGCAGCGGCAAGGGCGUAUGCACCGCGCUCGCCAUCUCCAACGCCAUCACCAACCUCUCCGCGACCGUGUUCGGCGAGCUGUGGCGUCUGGAGCCGCUGGCGGCGCCGCGGAAGGCGAUGUGGACGCGGGAGAUGGAGUGGCUGCUCUCCGUCGCCGACUCCAUCGUCGAGCUCACCCCGUCCGUCCAGGAGCUCCCCGACGGCGGCGGCCAGUUCGAGGUCAUGGUGCCGCGCCCCCGCAGCGACCUCUACAUGAACCUCCCGGCCCUCAGGAAGCUCGACGCCAUGCUCCUCGCCAUGAUCGACGAGUUCACGGACACCCAGUUCUGGUACGUGGACAGGGGCAUCGUGGUCGACGAGACGUCGUGUCCGUCGUCCUCGUCCGCGGCUUCGUCCUGCGGCGGGCGGCCGUCGUCGGUGCGGCAGGAGGACAAGUGGUGGCUGCCGUGCCCGCGGGUGCCGCCCAAGGGGCUCCCCGAGGACGCCAGGAGGAAGCUGCAGCAGAGCAGGGACUGCGCCAACCAGAUACUCAAGGCCGCCAUGGCCAUCAACAGCGACGUGCUUGCCGAGAUGGAGAUCCCCGAAGUCUACUUGGAGACCUUGCCAAAGAGUGGUCGAUCUUGCUUGGGUGAGAUAAUUUAUCGAUACAUAACAGCUGAGCAGUUCUCACCUGAGUGCCUCCUCGACUGCUUAGAUUUGUCAUCUGAGCACCAUACACUUGAAGUAGCAAACAGAAUAGAGGCUGCCAUCCAUGUUUGGCGACUAAAGGGCCAGAAGAAAUCGUCGCCUCAAGCCAAAUCAAAGAAAUCCUGGGGUGGAAAAGUGAAGGGUCUAGUUGGAGAUUCAAAGAGUAACGUUCUGUCCCAAAGAGCCGACGGCCUAUUGCAGAGCUUACGGUUACGACACCCUGGUCUGCCACAAACUUCCCUUGACAUGAACAAGAUCCAGUAUAACAAGGAUGUUGGCCAGUCGAUACUUGAAAGCUACUCGAGAGUCCUGGAGAGCUUGGCUUUCAACACCAUCGCGAGAAUCGAUGAUGUCAUUUACGUGGAUGACGCCACAAAGAAGUCUGCUGCUGCUGAGACCGUUUCGAUCUUCAACCGUGGCUCAGGCAUUCCAGUCCAGAAGAAAAUCUCCCCGAGCCCGUUCUCGGUUCAGCACACACCGUACGCCUCUCCCUUCGCCACUCCCACUUUCUGCUCCUCCACUCCGGUCGCAGGCAACAGCCCCGGAAGAGCGCAGCCUCCACUGAGCAAAAACAACUUGCAAGUCAAGCACGAGAUUAAAGUUGAGAAGCUCUUUUCCGGCGAUCUAGAGAAGGUCUGGACGUACGCCGGGAACCUGAGCGCUCGGAAAGAGGCGGGAGACGCUCCUGAGAGGGAUUGAAUGGAGGUGCUGAAGCAAGCAAGGUCUGACUCUAGGCAUGCCUUAUCAGGAAGGUCGGUCGACAGGUAUCAACAGAUCCUGAUCCGUAGAGCUAGGUUUCAUCCUGUACAGAUGCAACAUCAUUUUUUUGUGCUUUCUUAGCGCGAUCCGUGGACUGUGUACCCCUGCUCACAAGUAAUGUGGUAAUCUUGAUGGCGUCUAGUUUCGUGAGGGCUGCCUCUGUCAUCUGUGUAGCCUCCUUGUUCAUGUCUAUACUAGUAGCUAGCAGGUUGAGUUCUGCAGCAAGCCGGCAGGUGAUCGAACUCCGGAUGCUGGCAUGCUACUGCUGUUUUUUUGUGUCUCUGAAGCUAUCAGUGCUGUAACGGUAAACGGUUAACUGCACCUGCAGUGGAAUACUCUGCCGUUGUCACCAUGUCAUGUAUUCUGAUAUCUGAUGUAUGCUUGUACAUGAAUUGAACUAAUGAACUGAUCUAAUCUAGUUCUUCGUCU